AUGCCCAGCGCAACCGCAUCCGGGGCCGAUGCCUCGUCUAGCGGUGGUGGACGGCACCGUGAGCACAACCAGGGCAACCAAGACCGGUCAUACACACCGGAGCAAAAGGCGGCGGUGCUGCGGAUUCGUCGCUGCCAGGCAACGGCCUUUUAUGAGAUCCUCGAUAUCGAGCGCACAGUGACGAGUGGCGAGGUAAAGAAGGCGUAUCGCAAGCAGAGCUUGUUGACGCACCCGGACAAGAACAGCCACCCGAACGCGGACGAUGCGUUCAAGAUGGUGUCGCGCGCCUUUGGCGUACUCGGGGACAAGGAGAAGCGGGAGAAGUUCGACCGGUACGGCACGGACCCAGACUCGCGGUUUGGCAGUGGCGGCGGUGGCGGCGGUGGCGGGGCGGGGAUGAACAACCCGUUCGCAUCGCGAGCAGGCGGUGGAGGAGGCGGCGGGAUGGGCGGCGGAUGGGAGGAGGACAUGAGCCCAGAGGAGAUGUUCCGGCGGUUCUUUGGCGGCGGCGGUGGCGGUGGGGGGUUCCCGUUCGGAGGCUUCGACACCGGACCACAGUUUGUCUUCAACAUGGGCGGCGGGCCCGGGUUCCGGGUGCAUCAGUUUGGUGGAGCGCGGCCACGGACGCGGCCACGACAAGCUGGCAACAACGCGCAGCAGCCACAGCAGGAUCAGAGUCUCUGGUCGACGGUUGUGGGCCUGCUGCCAAUCCUGAUCCUGUUUGUGCUGCCGCUGCUGUCGUCGCUCUUCUCGGGCGAAGGCACGUCACAGCCGGCGAUGCCGCGGAUGGUGUUUGACGCGGCCGAGCCGCCAUACACGCUGGGUCGGCGGACACCGAACAACGUCAAGUACUACGUGGACCCACGCGACUUCACGCCCUUCCAGGACAAUGCGCAGAAGCUGUCGCAGUUGGACAGCUACGCCGACGUCACGCUGGUGCGGACGCUGCGGGCGCAGUGCGAACGCGAGAUGCUGCAGAAGCAGCGGCUGAAGGAGGAGGCACAGGGCUGGAUCUUCCAGGACGCCGACAAGAUGGAGGUUGCCAACCGGCUCGAGAUGCGGGCGUGCGAUCGGCUCGAGAGGAUGAAUUAUGUGGUGCGACAAUGA
Messenger RNA from Grosmannia clavigera kw1407, 1107 nucleotides. RefSeq names its product er associated chaperone. The transcript is spliced from 2 exons. Gene Ontology annotation, biological process: cellular response to misfolded protein. The record is from RefSeq and is a predicted model, not a curated record. NCBI's taxonomy places the organism in Eukaryota, Fungi, Ascomycota, Sordariomycetes, Ophiostomatales, Ophiostomataceae. Bases 1 to 1107 code for a protein of 368 amino acids. Gene Ontology annotation, cellular component: endoplasmic reticulum membrane. Gene Ontology annotation, molecular function: Hsp70 protein binding.